Molecule: messenger RNA, 1506 nt
Organism: Drosophila takahashii
Lineage: Eukaryota; Metazoa; Arthropoda; Insecta; Diptera; Drosophilidae
Product: carbohydrate sulfotransferase 5
Biological process (GO): sulfur compound metabolic process; N-acetylglucosamine metabolic process
Molecular function (GO): N-acetylglucosamine 6-O-sulfotransferase activity
Source: RefSeq, a predicted model, not a curated record
UUGAAAUUCGAAAUAUUUACGUAUUACAAUGUAGCAAUAUUAGUAUUUUAAUAACUGAUAAAUAACAAUUUAUUAUUAACUAUUAAAGGUAUAUAAAAUAUAUAAGAUAUGCCAAUAAAGGUAGCAUGUUACAGGAUAAACAUCAAAGUCUUUUUGGGGAUCUUAUAUUGGUUGUUUCUUCCUUCAUAGAGGCAAAGCCCCUUCUGUCAGACGAAAAUUCUACGACCAUUCAGACUCAUUUAAAAAUUGCAAGUGUGGGGUUUAGGAAACAAAUUUAAAAUCUAAAACAAUGCAUGUUUCACGUUCUACAAAAUUCACCGGCGUUUGCGUGGCCGUCUAUGCGACCUAUGUCCUGUUCGUAUUCUUCCUUUUGCCCAUCCUGAUGCCGGAUCCGGUGACCCUGCAGCGAUCAGUAGUGGCCUACAAGACGCAUCACUUGGGCGACCUGAGUAAUUUCACCCUGGAAACGGGCGGUCAGCCGAUCCGCUCCAUGCUGGUCACGUUCAAGGGCUCCGGCGCCCUGACCCUGCUGGACAAUCUGGCCCACCAGCCCGGUUGUUACCAACACUACGCUCCUUUGAUUGCCCACGAGAGCCGCUCAAAUGCGGAACAGGAUCACGACCGAGCCUUGGCGGAGCUGGAGGCGUUGUACCACUGCAACUACAAUAAAUCUGCGGAAAUGAUUCGGUGGGGAAAGCGAUCGACGGUCUUCCGCCGCUUUUACGGAGCCCAGGCAAAAAUCUGCCAGACGUACAGCCAGGAGAUCUGCUGGAAUCCGGAGACAAUGGCCGCCAUUUGCAAGCUGCAUCCAUUUAUCAACAUGGCCGUGUACAACUUGCGUCUGAACUUUCUGGCCACCCUCUUAGAACGCGAAGGGCUAAAUCUGAGAAUGCUCCUAAUCGUCCGUGAUCCUAGGAGCACUGUGUACUCUCAAAUAAAUAACAAAUGGUGCGAGACAGCACAGAAUUGCGAGGCGAAGGCCCUCUGCAACGAUAUGGUCGGUGAUUAUCAGAUGGUUGAGAAGCUAACCCAAUCUUAUCCACAGCGUUUCAGCAUUAUACGUUAUGAGGACUUGCUCCUGCAGCCCGAGGAGAGUAUCAAGCUGGUAUUCGAUUUCUUUGGCUUGCCCCUGAGGCGGCCCAGUGCAAUUACUCGAGGAGUGCAUCCGCGGAAUGUUCAUAGCGCCGAGUCUUUCGGAUUGGACCUUCGCUGGAGGUAUUCCAACCAGCCCGCCAACGAGUGGAUGAGCAAAAUGAAGGUGGACGAUAUAAAGGCUGUUCAGGAUGUAUGCAGCGAGGCAAUGGACUUGUGGGGCUAUCGCUCGAUCCAAGACUUUGAGCACUUUUCUCCGGAGUCAUUCGAGCCGAACAUGGGCAAGGCUUAAGCAUUUGUGGUCACAGUAAAAGUGACGGGUGUGUAAUUAUAGCGGUUUUUUCGGUAGAAAUAUCAGUCUAAACAACCAGUAAAUAAAGCCAAAAGACUAUUUUGAUAAAAAUUAUUAAAGGG